AUGUCCUAUCUUCGACCUGGGCGGCGCGUGCGCAUACAGUGGGAGAGGGGUGGUACCUGGCAGGAUCGGAUCUUGCUAUGCGAGUGCCAGAGUUCGGAAUGCGAGGCCGAGCUGGAGCUGACCCCGAGCAAGGCGGAGAUCCUCGGCCGCCGCGUGUUGUACGCGCUCUCACCGGACCUGGAUGUGUAUCCCCAUAUCCUGUUGGAGACUCAGCUCGUCGGCUUCGUGGCUCUGACGAACGACGGGACGCCGAUCUCGGAGUCGGGGUGUGGGAAACGGUGGAGGGCGGCGAGUGCGGCAUACGGCGCCGACUGGGAGCCGACCGCGCUCGAGGUCUGCGAGGCACUGGAGGCGGUGAGGCCAGGGUGUCUGUCGCUGCAAGGCGACGAGAAGCCAUCCAGGCGCUUGGGGGGGAAGGUGUCUUCGAGGUCGACUCCACCGGCAGCAGCAGCAACUAGCGUGGUGGAGGAGCUCUACCCAGGUUUGUUGGUGGGGGCAGGUGCGCUGCCCGACGUCAGCGGACAUAGCUGGUUUGCCCUGUCGGCGGAUGACGCAUCUCAGCUUCGCCAGGCGGUGAGAUCCAGAGACUUCGACGGCUACCUGAUCGUGGACAAAGUCGGCAUCGCGACCAAGGGGACCGAGUGUCUGCUGGUGAAGGCUGUGGACCCCGCCGCUCCAGGCCCCGAGUUCGAAUCGGACGCGCGGGUGCUGGGCGUCGGGGCGCGGGCCGACGGCAGCCGACAUCGUCACUUCACGGAGGCCGCGCUCCAGGUCACUACCACGGAGUGGCCCGAGUGGCCCAUCAUGGGUGCAAGGACGGCGUCCUGGUGCCUGGAGUUUCUGGCGCGCCAGGACCAGUACCCACGCGCGCGGCACGCCGAGUGGGUGCGCGAGUGCCGGCUGGAGGCCGCAGACGAGGGCGUCGGGGACCAUGGCCUCGCGAAGAGGAUGGCGGAGCUGGGCCUCAGCUUCGACCAGCUGAACCUCGGGGAGCUGGCCUCAUUCGAGCUCUUGAUGAGGAAGGCCCAGAUGGCCGAGUGGCGCCAUCGCGAUCGCCUCGCAGCUGUCCAAGGUGACGACCUGAUGGAGGAGAGCUACCUCAAUCUCGGCACUGGAGAGACGCGUGGCUUGGUGAUGGUGGCGCCGGCUUUGGUCGAUCAUAUCAAUCAGGAGAUGCGUCGUGAGGCGCAGAUCCUCAAGGGGCGCCGCAAGGCCAAGGGGGAGAGGGAAGGGCCAGGCGGCUGGCCGCGGGGCCGGCCGGGGCCAAUGACGCGGCCUCAUGGGCUCGCGCCCCGCGAGCUGCUGCCCCUGACCGGCUUCGCGGCGGCGCGAAGUGCCGACGGCCCCGCUGGGCUGUCGAGAUCGGUGCGCUCGAGAGUGCGCCGUCGCCUGCACGUCGCGAACUGGAUCGCCGACGCGGCCGAGAGCUUGAACGCCAUGUGCGGUCACGGUGGCGCCCGAGAUCAUUUUUCUGUUUCAGCUGGGCAGCAACGCAGCCUGGAAUACGCGCAAUCAAUCAUCGAGCAGGCGGGCCCGCCUCCUUGCUCACCCGCGGCAGCCCGUGCGGAGCUGCGCGGCCGUCGGCCGGGCUGCGACGCCGAGCCCGAGCAUCCAGCCCAGUGCCAGAGGGAGAUUCUCUCCCUGCCGGGGCCAGGCGCGCGCUGCGAUCCCAGUGACGUCAUGUGCUGCCUCGAGCACGAUCAGUGGGUGCAUUGGGAGAGACAUUUGUCGCGCCGAACGCCUGCGCCAGACUGCGACAUCAAGCUGCACAACGAUCGCAACCUCAUGGCGGACAGGCGGUGCUAUACGCAGUUCAUCCUGGACCUGUACACCUCCGGCCUCAUCAGAGUCGGGGCUAAGCGCAGUGCCGCGGUGGGUGUGUUUUGCGUUUGGAAGAGCGGGCGGCAGCGCCUCCGGCUCAUCUUCGACGCGCGUCGAGUUAAUGCACGUUCUCACGAGCCUGAUCAUUCUCAGUUGCCCAGUGCAGCAGCUUGGGCCGCGCUGCGCACAGAGCCGACUUCUUCUUUGCACAUGGCCCAGGCUGAUGUGGACAAUGCUUUCUACCGUGUGAAGCUCCCUGACAAGAUGGACGAACAUUUCUCGUUGCCCAGUGUGCAUCUGGGUACGCUCCGACAGCUGGCUGAUGAGGCGGGGGUUGACAUGGGCCUGCCCGAGGCCCGCUUCGGCUCGCCACUCUUGCAGGUGCUGCCGAUGGGGUGGUCGUGGAGCCUCUACUCCUGCCAGAGGCUGCUGGAUACCGCCGUGCUGCGGUCGGAGAUUGACGCCGGACCGCUGAUCAAGGGCCUGCAUGCUCCUCUCCAGGUUCGCACCAGCUCGACUCAACCUGGCGUGUGCGUCGACAACGUGUGCAUCGUCGGCGGCGACGGCGACCGCUGUGUAGCCGACUGUAGCGCUGUCGUCGGGAAGCCGGAGGAGGUCGGCCUGAAGUGCAAGGGCGUGAUGGAGCCCGAGGACCUGCAGACCUUCACGGGCAUCACCUUCGAGAGGCGGCCUCUCCCCAGUAUUUUUCCACGGACCUACGUCUUCGCCCGGGUUGCUGGGCGCCGCCGGCUGCGGCUGUGGGGCCGCGUGGAACUCGAGCUGCCGCAGGCGGCUGCGCUGUUGGUCUUCGCCCUCUCCGACUCGAAGAAGCCCGGCGGCGCCUUCGUCUGCGCCUCCGACGCCUCCAGGGGGCAAGCUGGCUUGGAAGGCGGCUGCGGCGUGGCGGGCCAGACAUGGGCCAACGAGCUCGUGGGGCACACCGCGGCGUCGGCCGAGGCUUGGCGAUUUUCAGUGCUGGGCGCCAUCGGAGCCAGGGAGUGCGCGCUGGGCUUCGGCCCGGUCGAGGGGACCAAGGUCGGCCGGCGCCGGGCGCGCGCCGGCUCCACCAGCUUCGAGGGCGUCGGACGGGCCGCGAUCAGAGACUUCAGUGACUGGGGGGUCCUCUUCCAUGGCUCAGGCUUCAUCGCGCGCUGGGCGCCCGCGCUGGCCCCCGGCGUGCUGCGCAUCUCGGAGGUGCGUCAGACGGCCCCAGCGGUCACCGAGCCCUGUGGCGGGACGUUGGCGCGCUCGUGCGGAGGCGCCACUGCCGCGGCGGCCCGACCUCGGAGCCGCAGCCCGCCAGCCCCAGCAGUCCUGGCGCGGCCGGGCUCGGGGGCGCUCCCCGUGGCGACCCCUGCCCGCUCGGUGGGCUCGCGGGCCUCUUCAGCGGGCCGGGCGGUGGCGGCGCGGACUCCGGCAGCUCCUCGACUUCGAGUUCCGAAGUCCUCAGCGAUGAGCAGUCCGAGGCCGCCGCCAGCGAGGGCCGAGGCGCUCCGCCUGGCCGUUGUGAAGGCCUGCCGGUCAGCCCACCGCGGCGCGAGCGAGCGAGCCCGGGCCGAGUGGCUCACGGUCCUGCAGAGCCUGAAGGUCGGCAGCGCGUCGCGGGUCUAUUUCCAGACGGAGUACCUGUACCUCGAUUUCCUCUUCUGGGAGGGCCACAACCACCACAAGGGGGACAAGGCCUUCGCGGCGCUGAAGCACUACAACCCUGGGUUGGGGCUGAGUUCGGCGGCGGCGCUGGCGCGGGCCACUGCCGGGCUUCGGGGCUUUCGCAAGCUGGCGAGGGUCUCGACGCGGGCCCCCGUGGCGAGGGGGCUGCUGUUCGCGGCUGUAGGCAUCGCUCUGCGCCGAGGUUGGCGCAGCUUCGCCGUCGCCCUGGCCCUCAGCUGGGGCGCGAUGGUUCGGCUGCCGAGCGAGCUCGUGCAGAUGACGCGCGCGACCUUGGUCGCGCCCGCGCCUCGAUCGGGCCGUGCUGCGUGGGGCCUCCUGCUGUUCCCAGAGGAGCUCAACGAGGUCAGCAAGACCCUGGGCUGCGACGAGGGCGUCGUCUUGUCGGACGAGAUGUCCGCUGCGCUCGGGCCCGAGCUGGCCGGGCUGUCUCGCGCGCGCGCGGGCCGCCAGCCGCCCUGGGACUUCGACGCGACGGGCUUCAACUCCAAGUUCGCGGCGGUGUUCGACCAGCUGGGCCACCAG
Molecule: messenger RNA, 4014 nt
Organism: Prorocentrum cordatum
Lineage: Eukaryota; Dinophyceae; Prorocentrales; Prorocentraceae
Source: the annotation of a GenBank genome assembly